Messenger RNA from Cyprinodon tularosa, 2209 nucleotides. Its product is annotated as ER membrane protein complex subunit 3. NCBI's taxonomy places the organism in Eukaryota, Metazoa, Chordata, Actinopteri, Cyprinodontiformes, Cyprinodontidae. Bases 246 to 1031 code for a protein of 261 amino acids. Gene Ontology annotation, cellular component: EMC complex; membrane. The record is from RefSeq and is a predicted model, not a curated record. Gene Ontology annotation, biological process: protein folding in endoplasmic reticulum. The transcript has 9 exons.
CGGGGUAUUCCGUUGACAGGCUGCGGCAGAAGAAGAAAUUGGUUCUUCUCCUCAGUUGCUGCUUUUAGCGCAGUUAACGCCGGUUUAUAAAGGUACCUGUUAUAUUUAUUAAUAUCAUACAUCGGAUGUGUUGUGUCUUUAGCUUUGCGGGAUUGAAAUUCAAAGUGGGGGUCGCCUCUUCAGGCCGACUUGGUGGUUCCCACCCUCCGUGACGGACAUCAGGAAGCAGUCAUCCUGCAGACAGAAUGGCCGAACCUGAGCUUCUGUUAGACUCCAACAUCAGACUCUGGGUGGUUCUACCUAUUGUCUUCAUCACCUUUCUUGUCGGCGUGAUUCGGCAUUAUGUGUCUAUUCUUCUACAGAGUGACAAAAAGUUGACAUUAGAGCAGGUUUCAGACAGCCAGGUUCUUAUUCGAAGCAGAAUUCUCAGAGAAAAUGGAAAAUACAUUCCUAAACAGUCUUUUUUGAUGAGGAAAUUUUACUUUAACAAUCAAGAGGAUGGAUUUUUUAAGAAGACCAAAAGGAAGGUUGUUCCACCGUCUCCCAUGACAGACCCCAGCAUGCUUACAGACAUGAUGAAAGGUAACGUGACCAACGUGCUUCCCAUGAUCCUCAUCGGCGGCUGGAUCAACUGGACCUUUUCAGGAUUUGUAACAACAAAGGUUCCCUUUCCUCUCACCCUGCGAUUUAAGCCCAUGUUGCAGCAAGGAAUAGAGCUCCUCUCACUAGAUGCCUCCUGGGUGAGCUCAGCCUCAUGGUAUUUCCUAAAUGUCUUUGGACUGAGAAGCAUGUACUCAUUGAUAUUGGGUCAAGAUAACGGUGCCGACCAAUCAAGAAUCAUGCAGGAGCAAAUGAGUGGUGCUGCCAUGGCCAUGCCUGCUGAUACAAAUAAAGCUUUCAAAGCAGAGUGGGAGGCCCUGGAGCUGACUGACCACCAGUGGGCCCUGGAGAGUGUGGAGGACGAACUGAUGAGCAGGGAGCUGGACUUUGAUGGCAUGUUUAACAAGGAGCUGCCAAGCGGCAUCUUCUGAUGAACAGAUCUGAAAUUAGUCAUAGCAGGGAUUUGUGUUUUUUCUUUUUUUUUUUUUUUUUGUCUUUUCAUGAUGUGCAACGUUUACAAGUCUAUGGUCAUUAUGUGUUUAAGUAUUCAUUUUCCUGUCCAUAAAAUAACAUAAACAUGCUGUAGGUUCUUGCAGUCUCAUAUCUAUCCUCCUGAGACCCACAUGUUUUUAUUUUUUUUUUGUCCUCUGUGGAGGGCAUUGAUUUUUAGAUCUUCAAGCGAGCUCCAUAUGAGCUCUCUGUGGCCCAAUCCUAAACCGGCCCCUAAGCACUAGCCCUCUUUAAGAUCCACUGGUUUUUUUGCAUUUUCGUCAUACUGACAGAAAAUCACAAGUUAGGAAAAAGCAAAAAGAUGUCAUUAAUCCCUAAUGGGAAGGUCCUCUUUGAAAGAGUUUUAUUUGACAGCAUAAAUGUAUUUUUACGAAGGGAGCAAAUGUUUGAUGUCAUAUCAACAGUAGCUACUGGCAUGCACAUGGGGUGUCACAGUGUUGACAAAGAAAAUACUGGUUUCAUUUUCUCCCCACCUUCUAUCAAGGUACCCUCCAAAGCUGCGAGUGAGACUUCAUUAUGAGUGACUCUUCAUAGUUAGGGGGUCGUGCUUGGGAGGCGGUUUGGCAUCGGGCCUUUGUUGCGCCCGUUAAAUCUUGAAAUAUGCUGCCCAUAUUUCCAGGAUGAUGGAAAUCCCCUCAUUAACAUUUUGUUUAAAUCAUGUAACAUUUUAAUUGUCUUCUGUUGAUAAUGACAUUUCCCUGUUAAUGUGAAUAUCUGAAGUAGAAUUUAGGAAAUUCACAAAGUUUUAAUCCUCUCAAAGCAAGUUUUAUCCAGUGUGUCGUAGAGGACGAGUUCCUAGUGAUUAUUUUGAACCAUUUUUCUUCAGGUAUGAUGCAGCAACGGUUUUACUGAGACGUGGAUCAUACAUAAAAUGAGGCAGAAGAAGGCAACAGCUUUUAAGCAGUCUGCUCUGCAACUAAGUAAAAAGCCUGAGGAGCCAUUAUAUAAAAAUGUGUAUUCUAGGACUGUAUAACUUACUGACAUUGGCAUCUGUAAAUGGAAAAUGGAUGUGUAGCUGAUGGGUUUACAAACCUUAUCUGAGUGUUUGAAGCAAAACAAAUAGCUUUCUGGUAACAAAAGCUUUCAUUAGAAAUAAUGG